This is a messenger RNA of Nymphaea colorata (pocket water lily), 1375 nucleotides long. Its product is annotated as 15-cis-zeta-carotene isomerase, chloroplastic. Gene Ontology annotation, biological process: carotene biosynthetic process. NCBI's taxonomy places the organism in Eukaryota, Viridiplantae, Streptophyta, Magnoliopsida, Nymphaeales, Nymphaeaceae. The record is from RefSeq and is a predicted model, not a curated record. Gene Ontology annotation, molecular function: 9,15,9'-tri-cis-zeta-carotene isomerase activity. Gene Ontology annotation, cellular component: chloroplast. The coding region runs from base 91 to 1206 and encodes 371 amino acids. The transcript has 4 exons.
UUCAAGGCACCGGAAUUAUCCGCACUCGCAUUCCGUGGCACUCCUUUUAUUGUUCUGCUCUCUGUCUCUUGUCGCUCUGUGCAGAGGGCGAUGGCGGCAUCCCUUCUCCUCUGCCGUCCCGCCAUCCCUUUAUUCGCGGCUAAAAUCUCAAAUCAAUCUCCUCUUUUCUCCUUCAGUACCCCCAAAACCCUGAGACCGUUGCCGGAGUACCGGACAUGUCGCUGUCCGACGACUGUCUCCUUAUUCAGGCCGGAAAAAUUUCGCGGUUACUGGUGGAGGCGACCGGCGGGAACUUCUCUCGGCGAGGCGGAAGAGAAGGAGACAUCAGCUGCCAUCAUCGGCGAGGAUUCCGCUGACUUUGAACUGGACCAACAGAAGCUGUCGUCCUGGGUCGCUUUCACUGUGAUUCUGGGGGUUGUCCUCGCCGCUCUGAAUGUCCUCUGGAUUGACCCUUCGAGCGGGUUCGGCAAGUACUUCAUUAGUGCCGUAUCUCGGAUUUCGGAGAGUGAUGAGGUCGUAAUGCUGCUUCUGGUUUUCAUUUUUGCUGCUGUCCACAGUGGAAUGGCAAGCUUCCGAGAUGCAGGCGAGAAGCUCAUAGGAGAGCGUAGUUAUCGCGUUCUGUUUGCAGGAAUUUCUCUUCCCUUGGCAGUUAGCACAGUUGUAUACUUCAUCAACCAUAGAUAUGAUGGAGUGCAGUUGUGGAAUGUUCAGAGUAUCCCUGGCGUCCAUCAGUUAGUAUGGUUGUCAUCUUUCCUGUCGUUUUUCUUUCUUUACCCUUCAACUUUUAAUCUAUUGGAAGUGGCAGCAGUUGAUAAGCCAAAAAUGCAUCUGUGGGAAACUGGGAUUAUGCGAAUCACCAGGCAUCCUCAGAUGGUAGGGCAAGUGGUCUGGUGCAUGGCGCACACACUGUGGAUUGGAAACUCGGUGGCCUUGGCUGCUUCGGUAGGAUUAAUUGCUCACCAUCUGUUUGGUGUCUGGAAUGGUGAUAGAAGAUUGGCUGCACGGUAUGGUGAAGCUUUUGAUGUUGUGAAAAGCCGCACCAGCAUCCUCCCUUUUGCUGCAAUAGUAGAUGGCCGCCAAAAGCUGCCAAAAGAUUACUACAAGGAGUUUCUUAGGUUGCCAUACUUGACACUUACUGCAGUAACAUUGGGUGCCUAUUUUGCUCAUCCUCUUAUGCAGGCAGCAAGUUUUGGGCUUCAUUGGUAGCUUAAUAUAGGGACUAGGGUUGAACGCGUUAUUCCUGGUACAAAUCUUACGGAGCAUAAACAAGAAGGUUACAGUUUAACCAUUCCAUAGGUUGGCAAACACGUGCACCUGCUUGUAGCUACUAAUUUUUAGAACUUGAUGUAAUCAAUUAUUGAAAUUGUAUUUGUCA